Diversispora eburnea is the source of this 1531-nucleotide messenger RNA. The record is from the annotation of a GenBank genome assembly. Lineage: Eukaryota; Fungi; Glomeromycota; Glomeromycetes; Diversisporales; Diversisporaceae.
AACAAAAUAUGAACCAAAUGAAUAUCCAUCUUCAUUACAAAGAUUAAUUGAAUGGACACCUGAUGAAUGUAUUCCGGAAUUUUAUACAGAUCAAAUCAUUGUCAUAUCAAUACAUCCAGAUAUGCCAGAUUUACAAUUACCAUCAAUUUAUAAGAUUUAUGCUGAAGCAUUGGAAAGUGAUUAUGUUUCAAGUAAUUUACAUUUAUGGAUAGAUCUUACUUUUGGAUGUGUUGAUGCUGAUGAGGCAAAAAUUGCACAAAAAAUGAUGAAUGCAGAAGUUGUUAAUGAUUUAAUUAUUGGAUCAGAAAAAACUAUAGGAAAAUAUCAAACAGUAAUUUCUCCUAAUAUAUCACAUUCACAAACACCAACUAUAGUUGAUCCUAAAGAUCAUCUUUCUCGUAUUGAAGCUUUAUCAACAUUAGUUAAUUAUUUAAUAUCAUUUGGUAAAUGUACAGGUAAAGAAGAUUAUAUUAUAGAACAUUUAAAUAAUUUUGAACAAGCUUAUACAUUUUCAGCAAAAUAUCUUCCACCUCAAUAUAAUAAAAUUUCAAAUAAAGUUAUUGAACAAUCAGUUGGAUCAUUAUCAUCUUCUUUAUCUAUAUCUAUGGAGAAUACUUUUGCUUAUGGAAGAUCUUGGGAUACUUAUUGUUUAGGUGAAAUUAUGAAAGUUAUUUAUUCAGUUUCAAAUAUUGAUGCUGAAUUAUCAUUGCUUUCCACACAUACAUCAGAAUCACCAUCAUCGGAAGAAGAAACUAAUCAAGCAGCUGACAAGUGUAAAAAUGCAUUGCCAUCUGUUGCUCAAUUAACAAAUUCUGCGUUAGUGGAAAUAUGGUUUAAUGUUAGUGUUAAAUCUAUGGAAUUCUUAUUACAUGUUUGUAAUAGUGCUAAUAAAUCUGAUUGGGAGAAACAUGCAACUCCUAUAUUACAAAAAUAUUUUGAGUCUUGUGGAAAAUCUCUGGAAAUUUUAGGUUUAGAAGAAAGUGAACGACUCAAAUUGGAGAACAACAGUGAAGCUGUAGAACAAGCAAUGAAUGGGACGCACGUUCCAACAUCAACUAUAACAUCUACCACUUCAACAAAUUUUAAUGUCAAAAUUAAAGGAACUCCUUAUGAAGAUUUACAAGGAAAUGGCAAUUCUUUACAAUUUACUUUUAAUGAUUUGAAAUUAAGGACAUUUUCAGCUGUUCGAUCCUUGGACAUAAGUGAACAUAAACGAUUACUAACUACGGGUCAAGAGAUCAAUAGAAAUUUAGAUAGUGAACCAUUUUCUGAAUGCCUCGGAACAUAUGGAGAACAUAGAAAAUCUACCGUAACUGAUAUUCAUUUUAUUAGUGGUGAUGCUAUUUUUAGCUUAUCAGAUACCUCUAUCACAUUUCUAGAUUCUAUUUCAUAUAAAACACUUUCAUGGAAAUCUUGUCCUGCACCUUCCGCAGUAAAUCCUGCUGAAACAUUGAUUGCAGUUGGAUUUUCUAGUGGAUCAAUUUCAUUGUUUGAAUCAAGAACUGGGAAAAUUGGAAAACUGGUGAAUUAG